Ricinus communis (castor bean) is the source of this 1420-nucleotide messenger RNA. RefSeq names its product xyloglucan endotransglucosylase/hydrolase protein 24. NCBI's taxonomy places the organism in Eukaryota, Viridiplantae, Streptophyta, Magnoliopsida, Malpighiales, Euphorbiaceae. Bases 370 to 1236 code for a protein of 288 amino acids. The transcript has 3 exons. Gene Ontology annotation, cellular component: cell wall; apoplast. The record is from RefSeq and is a predicted model, not a curated record. Gene Ontology annotation, molecular function: xyloglucan:xyloglucosyl transferase activity; hydrolase activity, hydrolyzing O-glycosyl compounds. Gene Ontology annotation, biological process: cell wall biogenesis; xyloglucan metabolic process.
UUAUGGCAAAAGUUGUCUCUUAUUCUUUUAUUUUUUUUUUUAAUCAUAAGGGAAGACUAUGAGAAACUGAAAUCCUGAUAAUCCACUACUAAUUAAAGCGAUUAAUAAUCAGGUAAAUCAUCAGCCAUCAAUUUUCUUCUAUUAUAUUAAUUAAUUCUAUCUUCUCCGUUCAGCUAGAAAUGGACAAUUCAUACGUGUUAAGAUCACUAACUUCACAGGGAGAGACACACAACUUUUCGUCCCCUUUAUAUCCAUUCCUGCUCCUAUAUAUAUAUACCCCCCCCACUUGACACUGCAUUUUGUUGAAAAGUAUCAUAAUAUCAGAACCAGAUAACCCAAGAUUCAACUCUUCCUUCCAAGUUUCAAUCAAUGGCUUCUUCUUCCUUUUACCUAACAAUUAGAGUUAUGAUUCUAGUAAUCUUCAUUCUGGGGAUGGGCUGUUUUGGUUCGGCUUCUGCUGGAAACUUCCUCCAGGAGUUUGAUGUCACUUGGGGAAAUGGUCGAGGGAAGGUACUUGAAAAUGGUCAGCUUCUUACUCUUGCUCUUGAUAAAGCUUCAGGCUCAGGCUUUCAAUCGAAGAAGGAGUAUCUGUUUGGGAAGAUUGAUAUGCAGCUCAAGCUUGUUCCUGGCAACUCCGCCGGCACUGUCACCGCUUAUUAUAUGAAGUCAUCUGGAUACACAUGGGAUGAGAUAGACUUCGAAUUCUUGGGGAACUUGAGUGGUGAUCCUUACACCGUUCAUACAAAUGUGUAUAGCAAUGGCAAGGGUGACAGGGAGCAACAGUUUCGCCUAUGGUUCAACCCUACUACAGAUUUUCACACUUACUCCAUUCUCUGGAAUCCACACUGCAUUGUAUUCUCAAUAGAUGGUACGCCCAUAAGAGAAUUUAAGAACAUGGAGUCAAUUGGUGUUCCCUUCCCAAAAAGGCAGGCAAUGAGGAUAUACUCAAGCCUAUGGAAUGCAGAAGAGUGGGCGACAAGGGGUGGUCUUAUAAAGACUGAUUGGACUCAAGCUCCAUUCACUGCCUCCUAUAGGAACUUCAAAGCUGAGGCUUGCACUUGGUCUUUUGGCAAGCAUUUUUGUUCUCCAAAUUAUGCUUGGCUAAGACAACAAUUGGAUGCAACUAGUCUAAGAAGGCUCAAAUGGGUGCAGAAAAAUUACAUGAUUUACAAUUACUGCACUGACACUAAGCGAUUUUCCCAUGGCUUCCCUCCAGAAUGUUAUCACUCAUCAUAGAGCAUAUAUAUGUAUGUAUUUAUGUAUGUAUGUGUAUGUAUAAACUGGCAAUCACCAUGCAUAUACUUCUCUAGUUCUCUAGUUUCAUGUGUACUUAUAUGUUUUCUUUCACAAAGUGUAAAAUAUGAUUAUUAUAAUAUAAUGUAAAUAUAUUCAGCAAGUUAUAAUAUGAGAAAUUUUAGCU